AUCCUUUUCUAACUUGGUGAAUUUUGGGCCGUAUUCUUCUAUUCAAAUUAUUAUGUGAGAAAUUGUCGGAGUGAGAAACGUUUAGUUUUUAUGAGAGAUUAAAAAAAAAAAUGUGCCACGCAUCCGAAGCCGUCUAAGUGCCCGCAGAGUUCUUAUAUAUAGUUCAGGCUUAAAAACAUCCCACCAAUACAAACAAACAAAAAAAAAAUAAAAGAAAAAUUGACAACCAACUUAAGACCAGGAGCUGUGGGAUUUAAGGCGAAACCCAGUUGGGUGAAUAUUCAUGGAAAAGGUUUCAAUGAAGCGGAAGCAACGACGAUACAGAACAACAUUUAAUUCACUUCAACUGCAAGAAUUGGAGCGUGCCUUCCAACGAACCCACUAUCCGGAUGUAUUUUUUCGCGAAGAACUGGCUGUUCGAAUCGAUCUGACCGAAGCCCGAGUUCAAGUUUGGUUUCAAAAUCGUCGUGCCAAGUGGCGAAAACAAGAGAAAGGCUCAUUGAAGGAUAACGGAGAUCCUGAUAUGAAUAAUACACCAUACGAUGAUAAUGUUAUGACACAAUUAGAUGGUACUUUAGGUAAUACUCUUCUACCAGACACCCCGCCACAAUCAUCGAACUCUCUCGACAACGAAUCAAAAGUCAAUUUCGGCUCAAUGUCUCCGUCCCGAAUGUCACCGAAUAUCUUCCUCAAUCUCAACAUCGAUCACAUGGGUCUCGAACGGGGCGGAGGUCUCUCCAUGGAAUGGUCCACAUACCCUCCAGCCCCAACGCUGAAUGCCAUGCCACCAAUAAGUCGAUCUUCACCGCCUCAUCACAAUAUGUCAGCAAAUGGCGUCUCGACAAUCAGCCAUUCGCUAGAUCUCGACACGCCCACGUCCACUUACGAUGAAAUGAAGUUCCUCAAUGUGGACCAAUUCACAAUAGAUAAUUUUAAGGCCGAAUGCAUUCUCAAUCUUGAUCAAGCUAUCAUGGAUGAUAAGCAGGUGCACAUGCACCUGCAUCAUCCGUCAACGCAACAUCAUUCGCACCUUAGCCAACAUCAGACGCAUCAUCAGCACCAGUCGCAUGAUUCGUUGAGCUUGGAUAUGCAAUCGUUUGGGAUGUCUUCGAAUGACAAGUCAUCGCCAAUGAUGAUCAUGGAUAAGCGAAUGCUCAAUUUAAAUGUAGAUGGAAUGUCAGAUCUUGUAGAUGAUAAGUUUUGAGGGUCGUCCAAUACUCCGACCAGACCGGGCACGAAUGCAAUCUAUAACACAAAUAUUGUUAACUGGUAUUUUUAACGCACUAGCAUCUAUUAAAUAUAGGUUAAGAGAUCUUAGUUAAAUCGUAUAGCAAAAUAAAAGGAAGAUUAACAGUCUUCAAGUUUGAAUUAAAGGAGAAGUUUUGCAAAGGACAACCAGCAUCAGCAAGCAGACAACAAGAGAGGCUUAAAGGUUGUGAAUAGAAAGCCAUGUUAUGUACUCUUAAAUUCGUUCUUAUAGCCGUUAAACUUCAUUUUUAUUGGAAAUAUCAAUUUAAAAAAAAAAAAAAAUACAAAACAAAAUUUAUAGCACUAGUUAUUUUAAAGUUAAUUUAAAAGUAGACGAAUAAAUAAAUAAAUAAAAAAAAACAAUUAUUAUUGUAAUUUAAACAAUC
This is a messenger RNA of Episyrphus balteatus (marmalade hoverfly), 1634 nucleotides long. RefSeq names its product paired box protein Pax-6 (gene Pph13). Gene Ontology annotation, biological process: regulation of transcription by RNA polymerase II. The coding region runs from base 284 to 1204 and encodes 306 amino acids. The transcript is spliced from 3 exons. The record is from RefSeq and is a predicted model, not a curated record. Gene Ontology annotation, molecular function: DNA-binding transcription factor activity, RNA polymerase II-specific; RNA polymerase II transcription regulatory region sequence-specific DNA binding. Lineage: Eukaryota; Metazoa; Arthropoda; Insecta; Diptera; Syrphidae.